UAAUGUAUACGUGAAUAUACUUCUAUACAGGUCGGAGCUGUUACGAAUUAUACCUCACCUAGUGCGGAUACCAAAUUCUACCAAUUCCGCAAUAUGACUCCUGGGAAUUACAAAGUUACGGUAUUUGCUGAAACUGUGAUUGGCACAGGAACCCAUUUAUCAAACACAACUCACAUUAAAGCCGGAGCACCUAUAAAGCUUGUCGAGGAAACUGAUAGCAAUUUGCUGAUGAAAGCAAGCCCUGUUAAGGUGUCUGAUGAAGAGAGACAGAUAUCUGUACAGCUUCCUUUACACAAUCUGCUGUGUAAUUCGUUAAAUGGACCACCUGUACGCUGGGGUGUAGUCGUUGUUCAGAAUGGAAAACAAAACGAUGACCCAUUUAUUGGAACUGUAAAAGACUUUAAUGAUACUCGACUGUCAGUCUACGAAAGAUGGUCACAGGUAAAGGAUGAUGAUCCAAUCCCCGAAUAUGUUACAACUCCAACAAAUUGGAGUCCUAAGUGCUCGCCACAAGUCAUAGGCAGUCGGAAAAAGAGGUCUACAGAUCCAGAUUCCAAGGAGCUUUACGAAGAUUUUGUUGUCGGAAGCCAAGGAGAGUGCUCAGGUGUGCCAAAUGACCAGUAUUGUAAUGGAGAAUUGCAACCAGGCAGAAGUUACAGGGUGAAGGCAUUCGUGUGCACGUCUGAAGGAUGCACGGAAACUAGAUAUUCUAACCCAAUAUCGACUGACCCAGAUUUGACUGUACCAAUAGCAGCUGGGACAUCAUCAGCGAUUGUUGUGUUGGUGGUUGUAUUUGUUGUUGUUUUCAUUUUAAGAAGAAAACAGACGGCGUGUUUUGCAAAAGAUCCCGAAAGAAGUACGCCUACACAUAGACCCGGUGAUGACAUUAAUCUGGAUAAAAUUGAGCCCACCAAAAAGAAUUCCUUCAGACCAGGACCAAUAAAGCUCUCUGAUUUCCCGGAUACUGUUGAAAAAAUGCACAGAGAUUCGGAUUUACUUUUUGCAGAUGCAUACAAGCUUUUGAAAGAAAAAAGUCCUAAUCACCCAAUGACAGCAGCAGAACAACAAUGUUGCAGACCGAAGAACAGAUACACAAAUAUUCUUCCAUUUGAUCAUUCAAGAGUAAAACUGCGGCCAUCAGAUGACAUGGAAGGAUCUGAUUAUAUCAACGCAAACUAUAUUCCGGGAUAUACAUCUCGAAGAGAAUAUAUUGCUACCCAAGGUGCUAUGCAGGCAACCUUUGAUGACUUCUGGCGAAUGAUUUGGGAGCAAAACGUAGAUACAAUUGUGAUGUUGACAAAGCUUAUGGAAAAAGGGCGGCACAAGUGUGAUAAGUAUUGGCCGGACUUGGGUGAACCAGUAUUCUAUGGUGAUUUGGUUGUGUCCCUUCAAUCAGAAUCUAAUCUGUCAGACUAUACAAUCAAGAUAUUUGAAGUAAAAAUGAAAGAGGAACGAAAAAUGGUCAGGCAUUUUAGUUACCUAAAAUGGCCGGAUAUGGGUUGUCCCGACACUCCAGACUUAUUGCUAGAAUUUGUUAAAGCUGUGCGACAGUACACAGAUCGCGAAAAGAGAACGACAUCAGGGCCAACGGUAGUGCACUGCAGCGCCGGUGUAGGACGUACAGGGACAUUUAUAGCUGUUGAUUACUUGUUACAACAUAUCAGAGAUCAUGACGAGGUUGACAUAUUCAGUCUUGUCCUAGAAAUGAGGAACCAUAGGCUCAAUAUGGUACAGACCGAGGAUCAAUAUGUUUACAUCCACGAGUGCCUGAAAGCAUUUAUUACAACUGAUGAAGAGGAAGAAGACGAAGAUGAAGAUGAACAUGUUUAUGUGAAUACAUCAUUCGGAGCGCAAGAAGAAAAUAUCUAUGAAAAUUCAGGAUAUCAGAAGGAUUGAGGAGCGUAACAAGGGCAUAUUAUCAACUAGAUAUGCUGUAUACAUUUGUGCUACAUUAUUAUAUGUGAAAUAUGUUUUUGACAGACGUCACAUUCUACAUUGCCUUAUCUGACACUAUACAAUUAUUGUGCGCUAGAGAGCUUAUAGGGACCUUAUAGAGUAACCUAUACACAGUUCACAAGUAUUCUUCUAUAGUUCCUUCCUGACCAGUUACAUAAAUAUGUCAUUAUGUGAUGACCAUGUUCUAAUCUGUCAAAGUCGUAAAUAUAUAUAACAUCAGUCUAUCUUAACAUGCGUUGAAACUUUUUUCAUUGAUAUCUUGACCUUUACCUUCUAUUCCCUACAUUUUCAUGGUAUAUAUAGCUCAUGGUGUUAGGAAGUAAAAUUCACAGAUUGCAUAAUUCACUGAAAAUAAGUCCAUUUUCUUUCAAGUGUUACAUAUCAAAUCAAACAUAUAAUCGGACAGAAAAUAUUGCAUUUCCAAUCAAGUUUCAUCCAAUUUGUUUAAGAAAUACUAUUUGUUGCGUCUUUUCUCAUUUUCAAAUGCUAACGCACAUUCAUACCAACAUUCAUUAACUUGCGUUUAUUAUGUGUUGUGUAACUACGAUAGCAUCAUAGAAUACAUUCUUAUUGAUACUGCAAUUAAUUUCGUACAGUUUUAUCGUCUGCUGUAAAUAAUUAUGCUAAAUGCAAAUUGACAUAGUAAUGUCUUUGAUGACGUAUUUACUUUUUCUUGCCAAAAUAGUAUAAAGUCAGUGUUAUAGCGAGAUACAAUUUGAAUAUUAUAUAACCAUUCUUUUAUAUAUACCCUUAAUAAAUUUCCUUACUCGGUC
Molecule: messenger RNA, 2729 nt
Organism: Mercenaria mercenaria
Lineage: Eukaryota; Metazoa; Mollusca; Bivalvia; Venerida; Veneridae
Product: tyrosine-protein phosphatase 10D-like
Exons: 17
Coding region: 94-1896 (600 amino acids)
Biological process (GO): protein dephosphorylation
Molecular function (GO): protein tyrosine phosphatase activity
Source: RefSeq, a predicted model, not a curated record